CCUCUGCCAUCGUACCGUUUCCCGAUGCAGCACCUUCCAUAACUAAAACGGCCCCGCCUUUUAUCAUCCUUCCCUCGGCCCUCUACUCUCUCUUCUCUUUCGUCACCGCAAUGUCCGCAACCGCCACACGUCUCCGUCGUCUCGCCGCUUCUACCGCUGCAUUGGCUGCCGUAGCCGGCGGCGGUGUAAUUCUCUUUUCCUCCUUAUCGGCCAACGAACGCGGCGGCGGGCCUGCUUUGGAGGCCUUGAGGCGGAGGAUCAACGACCCUACUGCCAUCGUUCCGUCGCGAGCAGUACAGGAAUCUGCUCUUGUCGGUGCCAGCUCGGCUAACCCCCUCGACAUCCUCGUUAUUGGGGGCGGCGCCACCGGCUGUGGUGUUGCUCUCGACGCUGCCGCUAGAGGCCUCCGUGUUGGCCUCGUUGAGCGAGAUGAUUUCGCAUCAGGCACAUCUUCGCGGUCCACUAAGCUAAUCCACGGAGGGGUUCGGUACUUGGAGAAAGCAGUUUUUAACCUUGACUAUGGUCAAUUGAAACUUGUGUUCCAUGCACUUGAGGAGCGCAAACAGGUUAUUGAUAAUGCACCACAUCUCUGCCAUGCUUUGCCGUGCAUGACACCCUGUUUUGACUGGUUUGAAGUAAUAUACUACUGGGUGGGCUUGAAAAUGUACGAUUUGGUCGCAGGAUCACAACUACUACAUUUUUCCAGAUAUUAUUCAGAGAAAGAAUCUAUUGAGCUUUUCCCCACUCUUGCUAGGAAGGGUAAAGAUAGAAGCUUAAAGGGCACCGUUGUGUACUAUGAUGGUCAGAUGAAUGACUCACGCCUUAAUGUUGGAUUAGCUUGUACAGCAGCACUGGCUGGUGCUGCAAUACUUAAUCAUGCAGAAGUCGUAUGCCUUCUUAAAGAUGAAGUUUCUGAGCAGAUAAUUGGUGCAAGAAUUCGAGACAAUCUAUCAGGGAAAGAGUUUGAUACAUAUGCAAAGGUUGUUGUCAAUGCGGCUGGGCCAUUCUGUGACUCUGUAAGGACAAUGGCUGAUAAAGAUGCACAACCGAUGAUAUGUCCUAGCAGUGGUGUACACAUAGUUCUCCCUGACUACUAUUCUCCAGAAGGAAUGGGCUUGAUUGUUCCUAAAACUAAGGAUGGGCGUGUUGUUUUCAUGCUCCCAUGGUUGGGAAGAACUGUAGCUGGCACUACAGAUUCUAACACUAUGAUCACUUCACUUCCAGAGCCACAUGAGGAUGAAAUUCAGUUUAUACUUGAUGCCAUUUCUGAUUACCUUAAUGUCAAGGUACGCCGUACAGAUGUUCUUUCUGCUUGGAGUGGUAUUCGUCCGUUGGCAGUGGAUCCUAAAGCAAAGAACACAGAGAGCAUCUCGAGAGAUCAUGUUGUAUGUGAGGAACAUCCUGGUUUGGUCACAAUCACUGGUGGAAAGUGGACUACCUAUCGAAGCAUGGCAGAAGAUGCAGUUGAUGCAGCCAUUAAGUCUGGUAAACUGACCCCAGGCGGUAGAUGUUCAACUCGCAACCUGCGGCUUAUUGGUGCAGAUGGAUGGGAACUUUCAUCUUUUACUGCUCUUGCUCAGCAGUAUGUACGUAUGAAGAAGUCAUACAAUGGUAAUAUUGUUCCUGGGGUAAUGGACACAGCUGUGGCGAAGCACUUAUCUCAUGCAUAUGGUACCUUGGCAGAACGGGUGGCCAUGAUAGCACAGAAUGAAAAUAUGGGGAAGAGACUUGCCCAUGGAUACCCUUUUCUAGAGGCUGAGGUUGCAUACUGUGCCCGCCAUGAGUACUGUGAAUCUGCUGUUGAUUUCAUUGCUAGGAGAUGUCGCCUUGCUUUCCUCGACACUGAUGCAGCAGGCCGUGCAUUGCCACAAGUUGUUGAAAUACUUGCUGCAGAGCACAAGUGGGACAAGUCAAGGACGAAGCAAGAGAUGCAGAAAGCUAAAGAAUUUUUGGAAACUUUCAAGUCUUCAAAGAAUGCGCAGUUUCAUGAUGGAAAGCACCAAUAGUAAGUACUAUUUUGAUUAAAGUUACCCUAAACAUUCAUAAGUUCAGUAUAACAAGGUUUUUGUCUCUUCCUGUAUUUAGGGCCGUAAAUUGAACAAGCUGGGUUUUAGGAGCUCAUCAGUCAAGACCUUGAAAUUUUUUGCCAGAAUUUUUUUGAUGAAAGGAGCUAAACUUCUUAUUCCAUUUAGAUAGUGGCACGUUAUGCCUUAUCCUUUGUGUUUACAACUCAAACAAUUAAGGAAAAUUCUUUGGUUGAGCCUGUUUUACACAGUUAAUAAAUGCAGCUUUAAGAAGAAUAGUUGCUUCAGAACACACUCCAACCUCUUAUCAGGGAUGCCAAUUCGUUCAAGCCAUGAGAUGGAUGUAAUCAUUUUCUAGACAUUGUAUAACCUUACAUUUAGUUUACAUUUUUUUGUUGAAGUUUUUUAUGUUAUUAUUUAGGGAUUUAUAUUUUAUAAAACAAACUAUAUAUU
Molecule: messenger RNA, 2477 nt
Organism: Rubroshorea leprosula
Lineage: Eukaryota; Viridiplantae; Streptophyta; Magnoliopsida; Malvales; Dipterocarpaceae
Source: the annotation of a GenBank genome assembly